Molecule: messenger RNA, 3536 nt
Organism: Hibiscus syriacus
Lineage: Eukaryota; Viridiplantae; Streptophyta; Magnoliopsida; Malvales; Malvaceae
Product: auxin response factor 6-like
Exons: 14
Coding region: 506-3199 (897 amino acids)
Biological process (GO): response to hormone; regulation of DNA-templated transcription
Cellular component (GO): nucleus
Molecular function (GO): DNA binding; protein binding
Source: RefSeq, a predicted model, not a curated record
GUCCAGGCCUUCAACUCUCUCUCUCAAAAAUAAAAAAAAAAUUGUCUUUUUUUAGUUUACAGAUUCAACUUAGCAGCUUCAGUAACAAUAGGCAGAACUCACUUUUGGUGGGGUUUGGGAUACUAGUUUACUUUGGGGAAAAGCUUUGAAAUGUGGAGAUCCGAGUGAAGAAGAAAGCUAGGGUUUAGUUUAGCUUGGGAGACUUUGGGUGUUUAUGAAUGUGAAAAAGAAGCAAGAUCUGAUCUCCAUGAGGCAGUUCUGAGUAAAGGGUCGUUCCCUGUUCUCCUGGAUGUUUAUUUUAACUUAAGUUGAGAAGCUCCUGGUGGAGGAAGGGGGGUGGGGGUGGGUAAGUUCUCUUUUUCCUUGUAGCUAUGGCUGUUGCACCACUUCUGAAUAUACUUCAGUAACAAGGGUUAUUUGUGUUUUCCGUUUCAAUUACUCUUUUUUCUUCGGUGUUUUUUGAGAAAGAAGAAACCCCCAUUUUUUCUGUUUUGAGAUUUGAAGAAUGAGGCUUUCUUCGACAGGGUUUAAUCAGCAAACUGAGGAAGUGAAAACUUUUUGUAUAGGGGAGAAGAAAUGUUUGAAUUCCGAACUUUGGCAUGCGUGUGCGGGUCCUCUGGUGUCUCUGCCGCCUGUUGGAAGCCGUGUUGUAUAUUUUCCUCAAGGCCAUAGUGAACAGGUUGCUGCUUCGACCAACAAGGAAGUAGAUGCUCAUAUACCAAACUAUCCGAGCUUACCCCCACAGCUUAUCUGUCAGCUUCACAAUGUGACUAUGAAUGCAGAUGUAGAAACAGAUGAAGUUUAUGCUCAAAUGACCUUGCAGCCUCUGAGUCCGCAAGAGCAAAAGAAUGUGUACCUACUGCCUGCAGAACUCGGUACUCCCAGCAAACAGCCAACCAAUUAUUUUUGUAAAACACUGACAGCAAGUGACACAAGCACUCAUGGCGGGUUUUCUGUUCCUCGUCGGGCUGCUGAAAAAGUCUUUCCUCCUCUUGAUUACACCCUGCAACCUCCUGUUCAGGAGUUAAUUGCCAGGGAUCUUCAUGAAAAUGAGUGGAAAUUUAGGCACGUAUUUCGCGGCCAGCCAAAAAGGCAUCUUCUUACAACUGGGUGGAGUGUUUUUGUUAGUGCAAAGAGACUUGUUGCUGGUGACUCAGUCCUUUUUAUAUGGAAUGAGAAGAAUCAAUUAUUGCUGGGUAUCCGCAGAGUAAAUCGUCCUCAGACUGUGAUGCCUUCUUCGGUUUUAUCAAGUGAUAGCAUGCACAUCGGUCUUCUUGCUGCAGCAGCUCAUGCAGCUGCAACCAAGAGCCGUUUCACUAUCUUUUACAACCCAAGGGCUAGUCCUUCAGAGUUUGUCAUUCCUCUUGCCAAGUAUAUUAAAGCAGUCUAUUACACCCGGGUUUCUGUAGGCAUGCGGUUUAGAAUGCUUUUUGAGACAGAAGAGUCAAGUGUCCGCCGAUAUAUGGGUACGAUAACUGGCAUUAGUGACUUAGAUCCUGUUCGCUGGUCAAAUUCGCAUUGGCGUUCUGUUAAGGUUGGCUGGGAUGAAUCCACAGCAGGAGAGAAGCAACCAAGAGUGUCCUUGUGGGAGAUUGAACCAUUAACAACCUUUCCCAUGUAUUCAUCACCCUUCCCCAUGCGUCUGAAACGACCAUGGCCGUCUGCGCUACCCUCUUUCAAUGCUUUCAAAGAUGGUGAUAUGAACAUCAAUUCCCAACUGAUGUGGCUUCAAGGAGGGGUUGGAGAUCAAGGACUUCAGUCUUUAAACUUCCAAGGUUUUGGAGUUUCACCCUGGAUGCAGCCAAGGCUUGAUACUUCUUCAAUAACAGGUGUCCAAUCUGAUCUUUACCAAGCUAUGGCUGCUGCUGCAUUUCAGGAAAUGAGGACAGUUGAUUCAUCGAAAAUAGUCUCUCAAUCUCUCUUACAAUUCCAGCAACCACAGAGCACAUCCAGUGGGUCGCCCGCUCUAAUUCAGAGGCAUAUGUUGCAGCAGUCUCAAACAGAAAAUGUUUUUCUUCAGGGUUUUCAGGAGAAUCAGACUUCUUCCCAGGUUCAGCUUCUGCAGCAGUUGCAGCGUUCCAAUUCGUACAAUGAUCAGCGCCAACAGAAGCAACCACUGCAACAGCAACAGUUGCAGCGUUCCAAUUCGUACAAUGAUCAGCGUCAACAGCAACAGGCUCAACAAACACUUCAACCACCACAGAUGUCUGAUCAACAGCAGAGUUCUAAUGUAAUCCCCACUUUUCCUAAAGUAUCAACCAGCCAGGCCCAGUCCUCAUCUCUGCCAGCUGAUGCUUCACAAUGCCAGCAGCAGACAUUUCCAGAUCAUCCUGGGAACUCUCUCGCCACAUCUAACGUUUUGUCAAUGCAAAGUAUCUUAGGUUCAUUAUCCCAUGCUGGAGCUUCCCAUUUACUCAGCUUAAAUGGAUCAAACCCAAUUAUCUCUUCUUCUGCUUUGUUGUCCAAGGCAGUACCUAUUGAACCACAACUUUCAUCUGAACCUGCUAACUAUGUACUGCCCCAGGUUGAACAGCUAGGAACUGCACAGUCAAGUGGACUUUCUAACCUAUUGUCUCCAUUUCCAGGAAGAGAGUAUUCUGCUUACCCUGGUUCAACUGAUCCACAGAACAAUUUUCUGUUUGGUAUUAGCAUUGAUUCCUCGUCGCUUAUGCUGCAGCAUGGGAUGCCAAAUCUGAAAAAUAUUGGAAAUGAAAAUGAUUCAUUGUCUUUUCCAUAUGCUGCUUCCAAUUUCACAAGUGCUUCUGGCACAGAUUUUCCUCUUAAUUCAGACAUGACUACCUCAAGUUGUGUGGAUGAAUCAGGUUACUUGCAGUCUUCUGAAUAUGUGGACCAAGUAAACCCUCCAACUGGAACCUUUGUUAAGGUUCACAAGUCAGAGUCCUUCAGCCGCUCAUUGGAUAUAUCCAAGUUCAGCAGCUAUAAUGAGCUGCGCUGUGAGCUCGCUCGAAUAUUUGGUCUUGAAGGCCAACUGGAGGACCCUCAGAGAUCAGGCUGGCAGCUUGUAUUUGUUGACAGGGAGAAUGAUAUUCUUCUCCUUGGUGAUGACCCUUGGCAGGACUUUGUGAACAAUGUGUGGCAUAUCAAGAUACUAUCUCCGCUUGAAGUGCAACAAAUGGGGAAAGAAGGCCUGAAUCCUGCCCCAUCUGACCCAACCCAAAGGCUCAGUCACCACCAAUAGCCGCAACCACUGCGUUGACUACAUAAGCAGACAGGAGUUGUAGAAGUUGUGGUAAUGGAAUUGCAUCUACGGGACUCUUGAAUGCUCCCUCGAGGCUGAAUUUAGGGAACUGGAAAUGAAUGUCGUACCUGGUUGUUUGUUUUAUGUGAAAGCAUGUGUGUUCAAAAUCUACUCAGUGUAAAUUAUAAUAGGAAAUCCUUGUAACACGACAUUAUUAUGGUACCCAAGAGGCUAAGAGCACAGGUUUUUAUAAGGGAUAAUUGCAUUAUGGUAUCAGCAAUAGUGGUUGGCGACUUGCCGUAUUAUCAAUAGUUUUAUGACAUUAUUAUUUCCUCCA